Lampris incognitus (smalleye Pacific opah) is the source of this 1365-nucleotide messenger RNA. Its product is annotated as high mobility group nucleosome-binding domain-containing protein 5-like. Lineage: Eukaryota; Metazoa; Chordata; Actinopteri; Lampriformes; Lampridae. Bases 1 to 1365 code for a protein of 454 amino acids. The transcript has a single exon. The record is from RefSeq and is a predicted model, not a curated record.
AUGGUAAAGCUACACUCUCAGAAGAGGACGGUAAAGCGACACUCUCAGAAGAGGAAGGUAAAGCUACACUCUCAGAACAGGACGGUAAAGCUACUCCCUCAGAAGAGGACGGUAAAGCUACACUCUCAGAAGAGGAAGGUAAAGCUACACUCUCAGAAGAGGACGUCAAAGCUACUCUCUCAGAAGAGGACGGUAAAGCUACACUCUCAGAAGAGGACGGUAAAGCUACUCUCUCAGAAGAGGACGGUAAAGCUACACUCUCAGAAGAGGAAGGUAAAGCUACACUCUCAGAAGAGGAAGGUAAAGCUACUCUCUCAGAAGAGGACGUUGAAGCUACUCUCUCAGAAGACGACGGUAAAGCUACACUUCUCAGAAGAGGACGGUGAAGCUACACUCUCAGAAGAGGAAGGUAAAGCUACUCCCUCAGAAGAGGACAGUGAAACUACUCUCUCAGAAGAGGAAGGUAAAGCUACUCUCUCAGAAGAGGACGGUAAAGCUACUCCCUCAGAAGAGGACGGUAAAGCUACACACUCAGAAGAGGACGGUAAAGCUACACUCUCAGAACAGGAAGGUAAAGCUACACUCUCAGAAGAGGAAAGUAAAGCUACACUCUCAGAAGAGGACGGUAAAGCUACUCCCUCAGAAGAGGAAGGUGAAGAUACACUCUCAGAAGAGGAAGGUAAAGCUACACUCUCAGAAGAGGACGGUAAAGCUACUCCCUCAGAAGAGGACGGUAAAGCUACUCCCUCAGAAGAGGAAGGUAAAGCUACUCUCUCAGAAGAGGACGGUAAAGCUACACUCUCAGAAGAGGAAGGUAAAGCUACACUCUCAGAAGAGGAAGGUAAAGCUACUCUCUCAGAAGAGGACGUUGAAGCUACUCUCUCAGAAGACGACGGUAAAGCUACUCUCUCAGAAGAGGACGGUAAAGCUACACUCUCAGAAGAGGAAGGUAAAGCUACACUCUCAGAAGAGGACGGUAAAGCUACUCCCUCAGAAGAGGAAGGUAAAGCUACACUCUCAGAAGAGGACGGUAAAGUUACUCCCUCAGAAGAGGAAGGUAAAGCUACACUCUCAGAAGAGGACGGUAAAGCUACUCCCUCAGAAGAGGACGGUAAAGCUACACUCUCAGAAGAGGAAGGUAAAGCUACUCCCUCAGAAGAGGAAGGUAAAGCUACUCCCUCAGAAGAGGAAGGUAAAGCUACUCUCUCAGAAGAGGAAGGUAAAGUUACUCUCUCAGAACAGGAAGGUAAAGCUACUCUCUCAGAACAGGAAGGUAAAGCUACUCUCUCAGAAGAGGAAGGUAAAGCUACUCCCUCAGAAGAGGACGGUAAAGCUACUCCCUCAGAAGAGGAGGGCCCUCUCUAG